Sabethes cyaneus is the source of this 1666-nucleotide messenger RNA. RefSeq lists its product as uncharacterized. Gene Ontology annotation, molecular function: DNA binding. NCBI's taxonomy places the organism in Eukaryota, Metazoa, Arthropoda, Insecta, Diptera, Culicidae. The record is from RefSeq and is a predicted model, not a curated record. Bases 81 to 1625 code for a protein of 514 amino acids. The transcript is spliced from 3 exons.
ACGGGAAUAAUGUAAUCAAAAAGUACUCCAGGGACUAAAGCAAAUAAAAUUUGUGUGAGAUAAUUAUAAUUCGCUUUAAUAUGAGCGUUGGAAAAACGUCAACAAGACGAUCGAAGAAAUGUUAUGGCUAUACGGAUGAAGACAUUAAAAAGGCAAUAGCCAUGGUCGUUAGGGAAGAAUACUCCUUACGGCAGGCGGCGAAAGCCUGUAAUAUCCCUAGGACUUCCUUGGCAUACUAUUUGAAAAAUGCCACUGCUGUCAGGAAAGCGAGUAAAAUGCGACCGGAGGAAGAGGAUUUUCUACUACAGUGGAUAACGGACUGUUGUCAGAGAGGGUUCACUAUCAAGAAACGAAACGUACUGGCUGCUGCUGAGCAAUUGAUACAGCAGAGUAAAGAAUCCAGAAUGAAUCCUUUCGUAGGUGGAACGUACUAUGAGCAGUUUCUCGAAAGGUGGUUAUCGACUGACAAAAUAAAAGACCGAAAAUUCAGCGGCGUUGUUCCCGAUUGGUACACCCAUCUGGAUAAGUAUCUUUCCGAAGGAAACUUCAAUCACAUACUGAACAAUCCGAAUCGAAUUUUUCUGUGCGAUGAAUUCAAGUUUAAAGAACGCAUGGAUGUACCGGAGAGUAUAAAAACCGCUCUGGGGGAUACCAAUUUACUCUAUACGGUGACGGCGUCCGGAAAUGUUCUUCAACCGCUAAUAGUAUAUCCAUACAAAAGAGAAAUCAUGGAUGAAGUUGUACGGACAGCUCCAAAAAAUUGUGCAAUAGUGCCACAACAGCAAGGUACGGUAACACCGAAAAUACUCAUCGCCUAUUUAAAACGGGUCCUCCACGAGUUCAUUGAAAAACACCACAUUCCAAAACCAGUAAUCGUCUAUAUUGACGAAUCGCAAAUUGAUCUCACGCUGGAACUAACUACAACUUGCAAAAAUUUAAACAUCAUCUUGCUCGGUCUAACCUGCCAGGUGAUGAAACCCACGGUUAGUUUAUUUCGCGAUGUUGCCACCGGCUGGACCCAGGAAGUGCAACGAUGGUGCCAAGCUAACGCCGUGCGAAACUUUCCGAUUGCUGAAUGUGCUCGAACAAUGCAGAAUGUGAAUCAAAAAUAUAUCGUUCGAACAAGUAUUGCCAAAGAUUUCAACGACAGUCUUCUGUUUCCCUGGCGGCAUCGAUCAGAGAACGGUUCGGUAUCUCAAAGGACAAUCGGCACUAUGGAUGAGUUAGAGGAUGAUGAAAUGGAAAUUGAGCAAUUCCUGCAGGAUGUUAGCGAAGACGAGGAUGAGGAUGAGGGUACUCUUUCAACUUCGACGGUGGAAGCAACCCCGUCAACUGAGCCAAAAGAUACUGAAACUGCACAACAAAAUUUGCAAAAAUUAGAAACUGAAAGCGACAUUUCGGAGAGCACAAUCAUACGGUUAAGGUACGACAAUUUUCGAGGACUGUUGGGUAAGCAGUUGACGGAAAAGUGCAGAAAAAACUACGGUUCGCCAAAUCCGAUAUUUUCCAGUAGAGCCGAGAGGGCAUUGUUUGAAAUCUAUCGCAGAUUUCAAAGCUCCCAGGAUCAGUCUGCUAGCGUUCGUAGGAAUGAUGUUAUCGAAAUAGUCGAGAUAGGUGACGACUGAAAGAAAAUAAGUUCACGUUCGGUGUGUCCCUCUCAUUCACA